Messenger RNA from Diaporthe batatas, 1529 nucleotides. RefSeq lists its product as uncharacterized. The transcript is spliced from 2 exons. The record is from RefSeq and is a predicted model, not a curated record. Lineage: Eukaryota; Fungi; Ascomycota; Sordariomycetes; Diaporthales; Diaporthaceae. Bases 82 to 1479 code for a protein of 465 amino acids.
GACGGCGUCAGCAAGGCAGACACGCUCGCCUGGAGGCGCGAUCUCAUCACCCCGUCUGUGAGCGAGAGCAGUCUUUCAUCAAUGGCUUCAUCAAGUGGGGACGAGGAGACUUCUGUCGAAUCGCUGAGCCCGGCAUCGAUACGGCAGGCCUCGCGGCAGGAACCGGCACUUGCUUCCGCCAACGCAUCUGACGGCCCGGUAGCCCAACUGGACCUGGGCUUUCCCCAAAAGGGAGAAUGGCUGCAGUACAAGUCUGUCAUGAGAAAAAUAUACGUGGAAGAGAAUCAGACUCUUGCCCAAGUGAGGGACCAUAUGAGAAGAAACUAUGGGUUUAUCGCCUCAAUCAAGAUGUUCAAGUCGCGGUUUAUAGCUUGGGGCUGGCGGAAAAACAUCAAGUUGACUGUGGGCCUCGACCCCAGACACGUGCAAGAAACUCCUUAUGAGGACUCUGUCAGGCCCGGAACCAAAAUACGCUUAGCUAAUGGUCAGAUCGUCGACACUUCCCGGCUUCAAAGACACCUUCGCCGGAAGAUGGUGUACACAAGAGUCCCUCUUACUGCAGUGGUCCGGCCACCAGAUUCACACCACAUCACCGAAGCAGUGUUCGCCUACACGCGCACGUACGCCUUCGGCCGACAUGAAACGGAGAUCACCUGCCUCUCGGAAGCACUCAGGACCAUCACACUUGAUGAGCCAAUGACGAGCCGGUGGUUCAGCUUCGCCGGCGAGGUCAAUACGGCCAUGAAGCAGCAGGACGUGAGCCGGGCUCUUGUCACCAUGCGAAGGGCACCUGAGGAAGUCGCCAUCAUGUUCAGGUCUCACCCCAGCACGACGAUCUGUAAUAUCUUCUCGCUCAUCGUACAGUUGAACGGCCAUGCUGAGGCAGCCACCGGUACGGAUGCCGAACAGUUCAGGAUUCUCCUCAAGGCGCUCCUCAGGUACGCCGCAUCGCUGGGUUUCUCCGGUGCCCUCGGCCUGCCGAACACGCACCCGCUGCCGCACCUCAUGCAGAGCCUGGCUCUGGUCCCGCACAGCGAGCUGGGCGAGGUGGCGAUCAGGGCUUGGAAGGUGUGCUGCCAGGCAUGGGCUGAGAUGACCUUCCCCAGCACCGUCUCCGGGGUUGGCUCAAAGUCGCUUCGGACAUGGCUGCGCGUCAGCGACAGGGGCGACAUGGAGGGCAUGUGGUUCUUCAGGCUUAUAGAGGGGAUGAUCAACGAGCAAAUGGAAGCCUUCGAGCAGAUGUACGGCAAACGUGACUUCAGGUAUAUUGAGACCUUGCAGUCCAAAGCCGACUUACUGUCGUUUGUUGCUAUGGGUCAAGGGCGCAACUGUUAUACAGAUCCGAGGAUCAUAGCGAUAUACCAGCAAAUGGCGGAACAUGCGGUACGAGGGCCACGGUGGGCUGCAGCUUUGGAUUUCCUUGCCAAAGGGUACGAGCAAAGCAUAGUAAUAAACCAGGGAAUAGCAUUAGCAACGUAAUAUUACAUACAUAGUCUAGCACAUAACUGUGAAUUGAAGCAUAAUGCGAU